AUGCGUCGAUAUUCACAGCCUGUUACAGUUUCAGCAGCUACUGCUCUUCACUACCGACAAUUUAAAAACUCUUCGAGUGUUUCUUCAAACAUUGGAUCUAUACCAGAUCCUAUUGAUUUAUUAAAAAUCAAGGCUGAUCUAGAAGCAAUUUUACCCAUUUCCGAGAGACGCAUUCAUAACUUACAAAAGGACCUUGUUCACUUAAAAAAGAAUGUCAAGAUAAAAUCUGAACCAGAAAAGAAGCCACCAAGAGAAGAUGACAACGGUAAAGAAGAAUACAAAAACUUGUUGAUGACAAGAUUAAACAAUUUAAAAGAUGAACCCAUCAUCUAUAAUAACUCACAUAAUAAACAGCAACUAGAAAGACAACUAGCUCUAGAAACAUUGAGAAAGAAGCGACGAAGAGAUGAAUCGAUUCAGGGCAGUUUUAAUAAAAAACCAACACAAACGAUUAAACUGAAAAGAGCAGACGAAACUAGUCCACCAACUGCUAAAAAGUCUCACAAUAUGAAAAGAAAAAAGGCAUCACAGAUAAAUGAUAAAGAGGAUGAAUUAGACUUUGUAAGAGUGAAACCUAAGGAUCAAAUUCCUAUCUUGACAUUUUGGACUGCCAUUGAUCCACAUUUUCGACCAUUGGAGGAAGCAGAUAGAGAACUUUUACUAGAAAAGCCAGAUGAUGAAACGGCAUAUAUCAUACCACCCCUAGGAAGACACUAUACUGAAGUUUGGUCUGAAGAUGACUCAAUAAGUAUACCUGGACUAAAUCUAUCUCCUUCGACAAGCUGUAGUUCAAGGCAAGGUUCAUAUGAUAAUAUAAAAUACAGCAAUCAGAUAACAGAAGAACAUCUCUUGAAAGAAGACAUCAGCUGUGGAGCACUGACAGAACGUUUACUAAGCAGCCUAAUCCCGGAUAAAGAGAGUAAUGAGACAGACGAGGAUAAUGAUGAAGACGAUGAUGGCUACCUGCACCAAGGACAAUUGGAUGCAAACGACUUUGAGGAUAGAUUGAUGACAGAGCUGCGAUAUGUUGGAUUAUUCGCAGAUGACGACGUGGACUGGAACGCAAAAGAAGAUGAUGAGAUCUGUGCAGAGCUAAGGGCAGUAGCAAAAGAGCUAAAAGAACAACAUGCAAUAAAUGAAUCCAGAAAGAAGAAACUCCUUCGCGUUGUUGACAAUCAACUUCAAUAUGAGCAGUACAGACAUGUCUUGGACACACUGGAUGCUCAAGUUGAACAGUGUUAUCUGAAAAGAUUUAGAACGCAAAAGUCAAAGAAACGAAAGAAUGCGCCAAUCAAUGGAAAAUCAAGCUUAUCAGAUCAUGCCAUUUAUGUAAUGAAUAAAAGAAAGGCGUGGAUAGAGGCGCUAGAGAAUAUCUUCAAGGACAAGAACGUGGUUAUGCCCACAGAAUCAAUUUAUGGAGAGCCCUAG
Rhizopus microsporus ATCC 52813 is the source of this 1428-nucleotide messenger RNA. RefSeq lists its product as uncharacterized. The transcript is spliced from 7 exons. The record is from RefSeq and is a predicted model, not a curated record. Gene Ontology annotation, biological process: regulation of transcription by RNA polymerase II. Bases 1 to 1428 code for a protein of 475 amino acids. Gene Ontology annotation, cellular component: SAGA complex. Gene Ontology annotation, molecular function: transcription coactivator activity. Lineage: Eukaryota; Fungi; Mucoromycota; Mucoromycetes; Mucorales; Rhizopodaceae.